Messenger RNA from Quercus lobata, 312 nucleotides. Its product is annotated as ABC transporter F family member 5-like. NCBI's taxonomy places the organism in Eukaryota, Viridiplantae, Streptophyta, Magnoliopsida, Fagales, Fagaceae. The record is from RefSeq and is a predicted model, not a curated record. The coding region runs from base 16 to 297 and encodes 93 amino acids. The transcript has 2 exons.
AAGCACUUUGCCGAAAUGGAUGUGGAAAAAGCACUUUGCCGAAAUUAUCAUUUGGAUUUUGAGAAGCCAAGAGGGGGUGAAGUUUUGCUUGGGGAGCAUAAUGUCCUGCCAAACUAUUUUGAGCAAAAUCAGGCUGAGGCACUUCAUUUCAAUAAAACAGUGCUUGAGACAGUAGUAGAAGCUGCAGAGGACUGGAGAAGUGAUGACAUAAAGGGACUCCUUGGGCGUUGUAAUUUUAAAGCUGAUAUGCUUGAUAGAAAGGUUUCUCUUUUGAGUGGUGGUGAGAAGGUAAGCUAAAACUGUAUGCUCUUA